AUGCAACCUUCAACAUUACAGCUUGUGCAGAACUCUGGAAACUUGCCUAUGGUGGCCAAACCUUUAUAUGGGAUCUUGUCUGAUUUUCUUUAUAUUGGUGGUGCUCACAGGAUCCCUUAUGUUUCAAUUGGAGUCCUUUUGCAGGUUUUAUCUUGGGGCUCAUUGGCUGUAAUCCCAGUUGCAAGUGAAGCUCUUCCAGCUCUCGUGGCUUGCGUGCUUGUUACAAAUCUCGGAGCAUCUAUUGCAGAAGUUGCGAAAGAUGCACUUGUUGCAGAGUAUGGCCACAAAAACAAGAUUCUAGGACUUCAGUCUUAUGCAUUUAUGGCCUUGGCAGUGGGUGGAGUUUUAGGAAAUUUACUGGGUGGAUUUUUCUUAUUGAAAACCCAACAAACAAAAUCCAUGUUCCUAGCCUUUGCAGCUUUGCUGACAGUUCAACUCACCAUCUCUCUAAAAACAAAAGAAGAGUCCCUUGGUUUAGCUCAACCUUUGAAUUAUUCUCUUGUGAGGGAAUCAAUCUCAGAAAGUAUCAGAAAACCGUUUUCCGAUCUUAUGAUGGCGGUUAAAGAAGAGAGAAUAUUGCAUCCUCUUCUCUGGGUUGUUUCUUCUAUCGUGAUGGUCCCAAUCCUAUCAGGUUCUAUCUUUUGCUAUCAAACUCAAUUUCUAAAUCUUGAUCCAUCAGUUAUUGGAAUGUCACGGGUGACUGGGCAGCUGAUGCUUCUUUCUUUGACUUUACUCUAUAAUCGGCUGGGGAAAAGUUUUCCCAUGAGAAAAUUAGUUGGAAUUGUGCAGUUCUUAUAUGCAUUUUCCCUUCUUCUUGAUCUGGUACUUGUUAAACAAAUCAACGUUCAACUGGGAAUCCCGAAUGAAGUGUUUGCUCUCUUCUUUUCAGGCUUGGCCGAAACUGUUGCACAAUUUAAGCUCUUGCCGUUCUAUGUGCUUUUUGCAAAUUUGUCUCCACCUGGUUGUGAAGGAUCUCUAUUGUCUUUCUUAGCGUCUGCCUUGUGUUUAUCGUCUAUAAUUAGUGGGUUUUUCGGGGUUGGAUUGGCUUCUUUUCUUGGUAUAACAUAUGGUGAUUACUCGAGCCUUCCUCUUGGAAUUAUGAUGCAGUUUCUUGCAGCUUUACUGCCACUUUGUUGGAUUGAUUACGUGCCAAUGUCACUUCCUGCAGCCGAAAAGGCUAGGAAGAGAGGUAGAAAUAAAAGGAGUCGAAGAAAUAGAAGGAUAGGAAAAGUGGUGUUUGAUUCAGCAUAUUCUUAUCGGCGGGAAAGAGAAUCCGAUAUGUAG
Messenger RNA from Fraxinus pennsylvanica, 1284 nucleotides. Lineage: Eukaryota; Viridiplantae; Streptophyta; Magnoliopsida; Lamiales; Oleaceae. The record is from the annotation of a GenBank genome assembly.